Molecule: messenger RNA, 4247 nt
Organism: Leptopilina boulardi
Lineage: Eukaryota; Metazoa; Arthropoda; Insecta; Hymenoptera; Figitidae
Gene: Shaw
Product: potassium voltage-gated channel protein Shaw
Exons: 5
Coding region: 425-2014 (529 amino acids)
Biological process (GO): protein homooligomerization; potassium ion transmembrane transport
Cellular component (GO): voltage-gated potassium channel complex; neuronal cell body membrane; dendrite membrane
Molecular function (GO): protein binding; delayed rectifier potassium channel activity
Source: RefSeq, a predicted model, not a curated record
CGCUCGACCGAGGUCCUUAAUGUUUCUCUCUUUCGUUCAUCACCGUUUUAAUUCGAAAUUUCGAUCUCCUUUUGUGCCGGCUAUAUGAAAACCACCUUCGCGACAAAAAAAAAAUUAAUAAAUAAAUAAUAUAUCUUCCCAGUGUUAAAAGUGACUUGUGUGGAGCAAAUAAAUUGGGAACUUUAUUUUUUUUUUCCCAUAAAAAAAAAAAGUGUGUCACUAGUGUUUUUACAAAAAGAAGAAAAGAAAACGGGGCUAUACAAAAAAAAUUUCACACGGGAAGAAAAAAGAAAUGGGAGAACAACUUGGCCAUCAUUGAGAGAUGUGAAAACAAAAAGAAAUUAUUCCUGAGAGAUGAGAGAAGAACCAAGGGUCAAGUGGCUGUCUUCGAUUUGGGACCAACGGUAGCAGAGCCUAGAUCAAGAUGAACCUGAUCAACAUGGACGCGGAGAACCGCGUGGUUCUAAACGUGGGUGGAAUAAGGCACGAGACAUACAAAGCCACGUUAAAAAAAAUUCCAGCAACGAGGCUAUCGAGAUUAACCGAAGCCUUAGCCAAUUAUGACCCAAUUCUCAACGAAUAUUUUUUCGAUCGACAUCCGGGUGUAUUCGCACAAGUUCUCAAUUAUUAUAGAACGGGCAAAUUACAUUAUCCAACCGAUGUAUGCGGUCCAUUAUUUGAAGAGGAACUUGAUUUUUGGGGCCUUGAUUCCAACCAAGUUGAGCCAUGCUGUUGGAUGACGUAUACACAGCAUCGAGACACGCAAGAGACUUUGACAGUAUUGGACAGGUUAGACCUCGAUACAGAAAAGCCAAGUGACGAGGAACUUGCCAGGAAGUUUGGAUUCGAGGAGGCCUACUACGAAGGUACUCUAACGUGGUGGCAAAAGCUCAAACCAAAAAUGUGGUCCCUUUUUGAUGAACCUUAUUCCUCAAAUGCUGCCAAGAUAAUCGGCGUCGUAUCAGUGUUCUUUAUUUGCGUGUCGAUUCUCUCGUUUUGCCUAAAGACACAUCCGGACAUGAGGGUACCAAUAAUUGUCAAUAGAUCAGCAAAAGUUGGCAACGAAACAAAAUGGGUAUUGGACAAAACACAUACAAAUGCACACGAUGUAUUCUUUUACAUUGAAUGCAUUUGCAACGCAUGGUUUACACUUGAAUUUCUCAUAAGAAUCACAGCAAGUCCAAAUCGUUGUGAUUUCAUCAAGAGUUCAGUGAAUUUAAUCGAUAUGAUUGCAACAUUAAGCUUUUAUAUUGAUUUGGCAUUACAAAAAUUUGCAUCACAUUUGGAAAAUGCCGAUAUAUUGGAAUUCUUCAGUAUAAUUAGAAUAAUGAGAUUAUUUAAAUUAACAAGACAUUCGUCGGGUUUGAAAAUUUUAAUACAAACAUUUCGUGCCUCAGCUAAAGAAUUAACCCUCCUGGUGUUCUUUCUGGUGCUCGGCAUCGUCAUCUUCGCGAGUCUGGUUUAUUAUGCCGAGCGUAUUCAAUAUAAUCCAAAGAAUGAUUUUAAAAGUAUACCGCUUGGUUUGUGGUGGGCGUUGGUCACAAUGACCACCGUCGGCUAUGGUGACAUGGUGCCAAAAACAUAUGUUGGAAUGUUUGUUGGCGCCCUCUGCGCUUUGGCCGGCGUACUCACAAUCGCACUGCCAGUGCCCGUGAUCGUCAGCAAUUUUGCGAUGUAUUACAGUCACACGCAGGCGCGAGCUAAGCUCCCGAAGAAGAGACGUCGAGUUCUACCAGUCGAGCAACCCCGGGUCCGUGCACCUGGGGCUCCCGGGGGAGGUGGAACUGGAGGCGGUGGCGGCGGUGGUGGUGGUCCACUUGGUAGUGGACCACAAGCCGCCCUCCUACCCCCAGGAGCUGGAGGAUGCGGUGGAACAACGGGCGCACAAAAUCGUAGGACAAAUGCCAUUAAGACCAAUCAUCCUAAGGAUCCGUUUGCCAGUAAAACAGAUGACGAUAGGAGGAACUCAAAUCUACGGACCAACGGGACCAAGACAACCGGAGGUUUGGGGUAAAAAAAAUAAAAAAAAAAAAAAAAAUUGAAGGUACCAAAAAAGAAAUUUAUUCUCCACUGCCGAGUUUCCUCGACUGAAUUUUCAACAAUGAAAAAUAAGGGACAAAAAAAAUAAAGGAGAACAACAAUAUCAUAUACAUUAUAUGAGUAUUAGUGAGGACAUUGUGUAUAAAAAAAGGGGGGGAGGAUAUAAUCGACAAAAAAAAAAAAAAAAAAAACCGCAAACAGAUUAAGAAAAAGACGAUCGGACCAUCUUCGAUCCUCCCCAUGUUAUUCUUUGACAUUUACACAUACACACACGUGUAAAUCGAAUGACUUUAUCAAUCACCAUCAUAGCAUGUUACGCACCAUCUCCUGACUAUAUAUAUAUAUAUAUAGGGUGUCACUCAAAAAGCUAAUUUUCCAUCAUUCAAAAAAAAAAAGUUGACAAGAAAAAAAUACAAAAAUAUUCCCAAAUUAUUGAAUGUGUUUAUUCUGUUAAUAAUAUAUUUAUAUAAAAAAUCUCAUCGAUUUUGGAAUAUUUUCUCAACAAAAUAAAAAAUAAAUCUUGUCACUUUUUUUUUUUUUGUCUCCCAAAAGUAGAUCAUUAAAAAUAAUUUUCCCAUUGAAAACAAAAAAAAAAAAUACAAUUUUCAAAUUAACUUUCACCCAUAAUUUUUGGGUUUCCAUGUACAAUUUUUUUGUACAUUGUAUAAUAUUAUUGUAAAAUAAAUUUGUACAGUGCUAGAGUUGAAAAAUAGUACAUAUUAUUCUAUAGACAUAAAAUAUUAUUAUUAAUUAAUAAUAUUAAUCUUCGACAUACACUCAUUUUAUACGAUUCAGAUAACAUAUCACAGCGAUUUUUUUCUAAAAAGAAAAAAAAAUACUCCGAAUUAAAAAAAAAAGUUUUGUUUUUUUUUGAAAAAUAAUUUUAGCUACAAAUUCGGAGUCAAUUUUUUAUCAAUAUUUCAAUAUAUAUAUAUAGUGAUUUUAAAUAUUGUAAAUGACAAAAACUAUAAUCGCAUCGAAAAAAAAUAUAAACUGUUAAUAAUAUAUAUUAUAAGGGGGGGGGGAAGGGGAAAGUGAGGAUAUUUGAAAAUGAAAAAAUAGUUUGAAAAACACAUAAAAAAAAGGGCGGAAGAAAGUGAGUGCAAAAAAAAAAACCAAAAGGGAAGAGAGGAAAAAAAAAUGUUUGAGUGGCACCCUAAUCGUCUCACUGCCUUUGUCCAACCUACGCCCCCUCACAAUCACUCUCCUCUAUCGCUCGUGUACAUUUUACCCCAUCUCCAUUGUGCCCCGCCACACACCCCCUUCUUUUUUUUUCAAGAAGCCACGCUUCGAAAAUCGUCGCUUAACCGACUUGUUAAAAAAAAAAAUAAAAACUUUUUCUAUUGUGCGAAAAACGCAGGAAAAAAAUAAGACACAAAAAAAAUGAAAAACAAAAACAAUAGUAAAUAAAAAAAAAAAAUAGAAAACAAUACCAAAAAUUAAUUUUACCUAAUUGUAUAUAAAAAAUCGGAAAAAGAAAUUUUUUUAUAAAAAUAUUAUUAUGGAAAAUUAAAAAAAUCUGUUACAAAUGUUGCGUGUGAUAAAGAAAAAGCGCGCCUUUUUUAAAGUCUUGACAAUAAAUUGUAAUUGCAUUUUUCUAAAUAUAUAUAUAUGUAUAGUCGUGGUAAAAAAAAAGAGAUUUUCGAAACGUGGCCGUGAAUUUUUAUUACAAGCACACACAACCCCCCCCCCCACCCCCCUUGAUGCCGCCGGGACCAAUCAGCAGCCUUUCCUAUAUAGAACCUUUCAUAUUCACAAAACAUACACACACGAAUACAUACACAGGCCGCGAGAAGGAAAAAAAAAAGUAAAGUCUCUCCCUGACGUCCAAUCAUGUUUACUUCCCUUGGCAAAAAAAAAAAAAAAAAAAAAAAAUACGAAAAAAAAUAAAAACAGCUUCCAUGAAAAAAUCCAUUAUCAGUUAAUUUAGCGCACACCUCGAAUGUGAGAAUUAAUUUCCGGUCAAGUUUUUUUUUUUUUUUCUUCGAACAAAAAUAACGAGAGAGAAAAAAUUUUAAUUGUAUUGAGAAAAUAUUAUUUUAUAAAUUUUUAAAUUCUAAUUUUUCAUUUAAAAAAUUAUUUUUAUUUUAUAUAUUUUUAAAGAACUUUUUUAGUGGACAAUUAAAAUUUUUUUUACCUCUAAUGUCCACCCUCUUCCCUAUAUUAAUUUUUUUUAACAAUACUUUACAACGUUUUUAAGAAAAAAA